AGACCAACUCAAGGGUGUGACGGACCAUCGGUCAGGUGAGGGUGCAUCACCUGAUGGCGUGCGGGAGUAUCUCCGCCUGGAAAUAUAUCGACGACUGCAUUCGGACGGGAAUAGUUCCAUGAUUCCGUCGCAGAGAUCAACCAUGUACUCCGUAUUAAUGAUGUGGACCAAGCUCUGUCAGCGGUCAGCUGUCAGCCAUUAACCUCCCUGUCAAUGGAGGUAAUCAUUGGGGAAGCUGGAUGUCCCUGACAGAGUAACCGUCGGUUCCUGGAGCAGGCGGGGGAGUGCCUGACGUUAGCGCCCGACCCGUGAUCGCCGCUUACGUACAUCGCGCUUAUCGUCAUCCCGGAAGCUCGUCGCCGACACUGCGCCUCCUCUAUUUACUUCUCCUCGCCAUCUCCAACCCUUUCAUCCCAUCCAGCCCGCUACCCCGAGAUUUCGCCUCUUUGAAUGUAACCAGAAGCUCCAUUCAUUUAUCCGGACCGGUUACUCCCCCAACCAUGCGGGGACUCCGCCUCAUCCCCAUUAUCGCAAGUCUUGGCGCUCUCCCUCCAUCGCUGGCCCGAGACGAUCCGAGCUUGGGCUUCACGGAUAUCCAUGAGCCCGGCCGCUGUGCCAUUCGCGGGCAUUGCGGCAAAAAGUCCUUCUUCGGUGGCGAGCUCCCCUGUCCCGACAAUGGCCUGGCAAAGCAGCCCGAAACAGCGGUGAGGAAGAAGCUGGUAGACCUCUGUGGCAGCAAAUGGGAGGAAGGCCCGGUGUGCUGUGAAGAUGAGCAGAUCGAUGCCCUCUCCAGAAAUCUGAAGCUCGCUGAGGGCAUCAUCGCGUCCUGUCCCGCCUGCAAAGCGAAUUUCUUCAACAUCUUCUGCACCUUCACCUGCUCCCCAGAUCAGUCCUUGUUCGUCAACGUCACGCAGAUCGACGAGAAUAGCUCUGGAAAACAACUGGUCACCGAAAUCGAUAACGUCUGGUCGGAAGAGUUCCAGAGCGGGUUCUAUGACAGCUGCAAGAACGUCAAGAAUGGUGCUUCCGGGGGUAAGGCCAUCGAUUUCAUCGGUGGCGGUGCCAAGAAUUACUCCCAGUUCUUAAAGUUCCUGGGAGACAAGAAAUUGCUGGGAAGCCCGUUUCAGAUCAACUUCAAGACGGAGCCUGCUGGUCCGGACCCUGAGGGUAUGAAGGCGCUGCCAAUUAAGCCCAAGGCGUGCAACGACGCCGAUGAGGCCUUCCGCUGUUCUUGCGUGGACUGUCCCGACGUGUGCCCUGAGCUACCAGCCAUCAAAACAGACGAAUACUGUCAUGUGGGCCUUCUGCCAUGUCUGUCCUUCUCUGUGAUCCUCAUCUACUCGGUCUUCUUGCUGGUCGUGGUAGCUUUCUCCAGCUACUUCUCUUACCGAGAACGCCGUUACCGUAAACCGGAACGUGUCAGGUUAUUGCAGGAUCCAUCCCCGAGUGACGAUGAGGAUGAAGGUGACAUUGUCCGCGCGGGGGGCUAUAUCGAGCAGCCCAAUGGCGUGUACAAGUUGAACACCCUUCUCGACAAAAUGUUCAACCGCAUCGGCGGUGCCUGUGCUCGCGUCCCGGGCAUCACAAUUCUGACCAGCGUUAUUGUGGUCAUUCUCUUGAGUCUGGGAUGGUUUCGCUUUGCCGUGGAGACGGACCCGGUCCGCCUCUGGGUGAGCCCGACCUCAGCAGCGGCGCAAGAAAAGGCCUACUUUGAUGCCAAUUUCGGACCGUUCUACCGGGCAGAACAAGCUUUCCUCGUCAACGAUACUUCGUCCGGCGACGGGCGCGUUCUGAGCUAUGAUACCCUAAGUUGGUGGUUCGACGUGGAGUCACGGGUGCACCGGAUGAUUUCCCUGGACAGAGAACUGAUCCUCGACGACAUCUGCACGAAACCAACCGGCGAAGCUUGUGUGGUGCAGUCUUUGACGGGCUAUUUCGGAGGAUCAGUGGUCAAUCUGGACCCCGAUACCUGGGAAGCCCGCCUUAAGCACUGCGCGGAUUCGCCCGGUGACGUGAGCUGUCUCCCGGAUUUCGGACAACCCUUGCGGCCGGAGAUGAUCCUUGGAGGUUAUGAAGACUCGGGCGAUGUGCUGGAUGCCCAAGCGCUGAUUACAACCUGGGUGGUGGACAACCACCAGCAAGGGACCGAAGGUGAAGCCAAUGCCAUUGACUGGGAGGACAGCCUCAAACGCAUCCUGGAAGUGGUACAAGAGGAAGCCAAGGAGCGCGGACUCCGGGUCUCGUUCAACACCGAAGUCAGCGUCGAGCAAGAGCUGAACAAGUCCAGCAACACCGAUGCCAAGAUCGUUGUCAUUAGCUACAUCAUCAUGUUCAUCUACGCAUCCUUGGCACUGGGUUCGGUGACAGUGACCUGGAAGUCUCUGUUCACCAAUCCCGCCAAUGCCCUCGUCCAGUCCAAGUUUACCCUGGGGAUUGUCGGCAUUGUCAUUGUUCUGAUGUCAGUUUCCGCAUCGGUUGGGCUGUUCUCUGCGGCAGGGAUCAAGGUCACCCUGAUCAUUGCUGAAGUCAUCCCAUUCCUGGUUCUCGCCGUGGGUGUCGACAACAUCUUCCUGAUUGUCCACGAGUUCGAACGAAUCAACGUUAGCCACCCAGACGAAGAGAUCGAUGAGCGGAUCGCUCGUGCCGUGGGCCGAAUCGGCCCCAGUAUCUUCCUCUCCGCAACCACGGAGACUAUCGCUUUCGCCAUGGGCGUUUUUGUCGGAAUGCCUGCGGUGAAGAACUUUGCAGUCUAUGCUGCCGGUGCGGUCUUUAUCAACGGUGUUCUGCAGAUUACCAUGUUUAUCUCUGUUCUGGCUUUGAACCAGAAGCGUGUGGAGAGCCUCCGUGCGGAUUGCAUUCCGUGCCUGACGGUCCGCAAAGCGCAUUCCGGCAUGUCCGACGAUCAGCUUCUCGACGACCAGGAGGGAGAAAGCGCCUUGCAAGCAUUUAUUCGCAAGGUCUACGCAUCUUCACUUCUUGGACGCCGGGUCAAGGUUCUAGUGGUGAUUACGUUCCUGGGCCUUCUGACAGCUGGCCUGGCUUUGAUUCCAAAGGUGGCGCUCGGGCUGGACCAACGCAUCGCGGUGCCGAGCGACUCGUACCUCAUUCAGUACUUUGAGGACUUGAAUGCCUACUUCGGAACUGGGCCCCCGGUCUAUUUUGUGACCCGGAACGUGAAUGUCACUGAACGGCACCACCAGCAACAGCUUUGCGGACGCUUUACUACCUGCGAGGAAUUCUCUCUACCCUUUGUGCUCGAGCAAGAGUCCAAACGAUCCAACGUCUCCUAUAUUGCGGGAUCCACCGCCAGCUGGAUUGAUGACUUUUUCUACUGGCUCAACCCCCAGCAGGACUGCUGCAAGGAAAAUGAUGAGAUCUGCUUCGAGGACCGGACGCCUGCCUGGAACAUCUCGUUGUACGGAAUGCCAGAAGGAGACGAGUUCAUCCACUACGUCGAAAAGUGGCUGGAAUCCCCUACGGACGCUUCCUGCCCCCUGGGAGGCAAGGCGCCGUACAGCAACGCGCUCGUUAUCGACCCGAAACGUACGAUCACCAACGCCAGCCAUUUCCGAACCUCCCACACCCCUCUUAGGACGCAAGAUGACUUCAUCAAGUCGUACAUUUCGGCCCGCCGGAUCGCCGAUGGCAUCUCCAAGGAGCACGGAAUCGAUGUAUUUCCGUAUUCCAAAACCUACAUAUUUUUUGAUCAGUAUGUCUCUAUCAUCCAGCUGACGGGGACAUUGCUGGGCUUUGCCGUCGCGAUCAUCUUCGCUCUAACAUCCACGCUCCUUGGGUCUGUGGCGACUGGCGCGGUGGUCACUACGACGGUCGUGAUGAUUUUGGUCGAUAUCAUGGGCGCCAUGGCUGUAGCCGGCGUGUCGCUCAAUGCUGUUUCCCUCGUGAACCUCAUUAUCUGUGUGGGUAUCGCGGUCGAGUUUUGCGCGCAUAUUGCUCGUGCAUUCAUGUUCCCAUCCCGAGCUAUCCUCGAGAGGGUGCCGACCAAGUUUCGGGGCAAAGACGCGCGGGCGUGGACGGCUUUGGUAAAUGUCGGAGGCAGUGUCUUUAGUGGCAUUACCGUGACGAAGCUGCUGGGAGUAUGCGUGCUGGCCUUUACUCGGAGCAAGAUCUUCGAAAUCUAUUACUUCCGAGUGUGGUUGGCUUUGAUUGUGUUUGCUGCCACCCAUGCUCUGAUCUUCUUGCCGGUGGCACUCAGCUACUUUGGCGGCGAGGGCUAUGCCGACCCUGGGGCUGAUGGUGGCCUUGAAGAGAACCUGGCAUCCAGGGGCUACCGUUCCCUGCUGGGCGACGACGAUUAUUACGACUCUGACGAAUACUAGACGUCCAUUGCGCCGGAACGCACCGUCUUAUACAGCAAGAAAUGAUAUCACGUCUUAUGGGGCGUUGAUCACACGCCACUAUCAACGGAUGCGACCUAUAACAGGAUCCGUUAAGUGAGGCUGUACACCAGAUUAUAUUUUAUUCUAUGUUAUACAAGAUGGCCGGAGUUACCAUGGUUGGAAAGGAGUUAGGUCAAUGAACUAUUGGUUAUUCCAUCACGCGACGUCGCAUGUAUCUGCCCUGGUAAAAAGCGUGACCCGUCACACGCGGGCCAACUUUGUUCCGGCCGGGAACUUAACA
Molecule: messenger RNA, 4638 nt
Organism: Aspergillus ibericus CBS 121593
Lineage: Eukaryota; Fungi; Ascomycota; Eurotiomycetes; Eurotiales; Aspergillaceae
Gene: ncr1
Product: sphingolipid transporter NCR1
Exons: 3
Coding region: 501-4337 (1278 amino acids)
Cellular component (GO): membrane
Source: RefSeq, a predicted model, not a curated record